Strongylus vulgaris is the source of this 339-nucleotide messenger RNA. The record is from the annotation of a GenBank genome assembly. NCBI's taxonomy places the organism in Eukaryota, Metazoa, Nematoda, Chromadorea, Rhabditida, Strongylidae.
GAAAAAAAACAACCUGAGCAACUCACUGGACCACUUCCCAUUAGAGAAAUCAUAGCGCAUGAUGAUAGCGCUCCUACAGCCAAUGGGCAACAAGCAAAGAAGAAAAAACGAAAUAGGAAACGAAAGGCCGAAGAUCAUGGAUCUUCAGAGUUAAGCGCCCAUGUGGCAGAAGAACCGUUGGAACAGUUAAAACCGAAGAAGAGAAAACAAUUUGCCAAUGCUGAAAAGGCAAAGGAGUUGAGCAUUGAUGAUGAUCGCCUCCGUGCCUAUGGUAUCAACCCGAAGAAAUUCAAAAAUAAGCUCAAGUUUGGUAAGAAGGAGAAUGAGCGGACAAAAUGA